Molecule: messenger RNA, 1764 nt
Organism: Clonostachys rhizophaga
Lineage: Eukaryota; Fungi; Ascomycota; Sordariomycetes; Hypocreales; Bionectriaceae
Source: the annotation of a GenBank genome assembly
AUGUACAAAUCCGUCUCUCGCCAAGCCCUGCUUUACAGCUUUCUGUUGAAGCCUAUCUUGGCUCUACCGCAGACCAGGGACUCUAACGAAACCACCUUUAAUUGGGCUUCGAUCCAGCCUUCAUCCGACCUUCAAUACAACGACUGCUACAACGGCUACAAAUGUGCUCGUCUUGAGGUCCCCCUUGACUGGCAAGCGGCCGACCAGGGCAAUGGCACCUCGCUCAAAGCCGCCAUUGCCAUUGUGACCCUUCCAGCCACCGUGCGGGAAGAUGAUCCCAGCUUUGGCGGCACUAUCCUUGUCAACCCCGGCGGCCCAGGAGGGUCCGGCACCGAAUUCGUUCUUUCCGAGGGAGCAUAUCUUCAGCGUGUUGUCGACGAGGACAAGCACUAUAAUAUCCUCGGGUUCGACCCUCGUGGUGUUGGUUUGAGCACGCCGUCGGCUGAUUGCUACAGAAACGACUUUGCCAGGGCUUCUGACGCAAUUCAGCAGGGUGGGCUGUCACCAGCAGAUCCCGACACCUUCGGCCUCAAAAUGUUCUAUGAAACCGCAAAGGGGGUUUCAAACUUAUGUGCUGAGCUUGGACCGGACAGUAUAUUCCCUUAUAUGGCUACCGCUUCCGUCGCUCGAGACAUGCUGGAGAUUGUCGACCGCGUGGAUGAACUUGAGAAGAAAACUUUCAAGUGUCGUCGAUCCCAGAACACAGACGAACUUCCAAAGCUGCAAUACCUUGGGUUCUCGUAUGGUUCGUUCUUGGGAAAUAGCUUCGCUAGUCUUUUCCCAGGGCGAGUUGGUCGUAUGGUUAUUGAUGGUAUCGUCGAUGCGGAUGAUUAUAUCCAGACACAUAUGGGCAAAGCCCUCCUCGAUGCCGAAAGGGUUCUCGACACCUUUUACGAGACUUGCUACGACGCCGGAUCAAGCUGUCUCCUUAAGGGGGACACAGACAAGAGUGCGAAGGAUAUCCGAACCAAGGUAGACCUCCUGUUGAAAAGUCUCGAUGAUGACCCUGUUUCGGUCGUGUAUCAGGGCCGCGUUCGGCACAUCACGUCUCAUACCGUCCGCGACGUGCUUCGACAGAUGUUGUACCAACCCAUCGUGAUGUAUGAACCUGCGUCUCAACUUCUAGCGCUGGCUCUGACAGGCAACUUCACUGGUUUCAUGCAAACCCCGGCCUCCUUGGCCAACUCCAUCGAGCCCGCCGAGAUGUGUGUUAACCCUGGCGCGAGCUACCCACCAUCCGACCUCGCUCUCAACAACGAAGCCGGCUCCGGUGUUUUCUGCAGCGACACUUACAUCGACCCGGAUUUGCGCAACGCCACCUGGGCGAACAAUAUUGCCAAAGCAAUCGUCGGCCAUUCCCCCACACUCGCCGAAUCCUGGACUCGCGUAAUCGCGGCGUGCUCUGGGUGGAAGUACGACGCCAAGUACGCCUUCAGAGGCCCAUUCGGCGCACCUGGGCCGGACAAGACCGGGAAGAACAAAGACACGCCGUCCGCGCCUCUCCUGAUCCUUUCCAACAGAUAUGAUCACGCGACCCCACUGUCCAGCGCAUAUGUGACUUCUCAGCAGCAUGGUGACUCGGCCGUGAUUGUUCAAGAGGCAUCCGGUCACUGUGCGUUGCUUGUUUCAAGCAGCAAGUGUGUAAAGGAUCAUGUCGCCACCUACUUUGCGACUGGAGUCGUCCCUGCGAACAAUACUAUUUGUGAGCCGGACUGCAAGCCUGGUAUUCCAUACAAGGAGUGCCCAGGCUUUGUGAGCUCAUAA